Messenger RNA from Auanema sp. JU1783, 288 nucleotides. NCBI's taxonomy places the organism in Eukaryota, Metazoa, Nematoda, Chromadorea, Rhabditida, Rhabditidae. The record is from the annotation of a GenBank genome assembly.
CUGAGAGUACAAUUCAUCUCCUUACUCCAGUUCUGCCCCGAACGAUUCUUGGAGUCUGAGAAAUUGGAGCAGAAGGUUAUUCCUUUUGGUAUUGGUAAGCGAGCUUGUCCCGGUGAAUCACUCGCAAGAGCCGAAAUCUACCUGUUGUUGGGCAAUUUGCUUUCCAAGUACGAUUUCCAAGCCGUUGGUAAAAUCCCUCCUAUGGUCGCAUCUGACAGAAGUGGACUGUUCAAUAUCAACGAUAACUUCUCAUUGAAGUUCGUACCUUUGACAACUGGAAAGGAGUGA